Messenger RNA from Aspergillus mulundensis, 693 nucleotides. Its product is annotated as DUF202 domain-containing protein. The record is from RefSeq and is a predicted model, not a curated record. The coding region runs from base 1 to 693 and encodes 230 amino acids. The transcript has 3 exons. Lineage: Eukaryota; Fungi; Ascomycota; Eurotiomycetes; Eurotiales; Aspergillaceae.
AUGGCAGAGCACAUCCCGUCACCUCGAUCCACCACUCCCCCUAACCCCGUGGGGUCAAUGCCGAGACCCGGACCUCUGGCAACCCACACCGACACCGACAGCCCAAGAUCUCCGCGCGACGAAGCCAAUCUCGACCCAGAUAACCUAGAGCUGCACGAAAUCGAUACGCAACAGGAUGAUGACUCGGGCGCGUCGAUUUCAUCGGGAGAAUACCGUAUCACAACGCGCCGGACGGUUUCACGGACGGAGACGAGGCAGACGCAGCGGCGACGCGACGGGAUCAUCGGGCGGAUACAGCGGUUCUGGACGAGGAAUGUUGUCCUGACGGUGGCGCAGAAGAAGAAUCGGGAUUAUUUCGCUCUUGAGCGAACGUUCCUCGCGUACAUCCGCACCUCGGUCAUCCUUGCAAUGCAAGGCGUCCUUAUCGCGCAGCUCUUCCGGCUCCAAUCUGCUCACUCCAGCAAGGGCCUCGGAUACCACGAUGUCGGCGUUCCCCUAUCGGUGACUUGUCAUUGCGCGGCUAUGUUGACGGCAAUACUGGGAGCACAUCGGUUCUGGAAGCAGCAAAAUGCGAUAGCGUUGGGGACGGUGUAUUCGGGUGGAUGGGAGCUGAACUGCAUUGCGUUUCUGACGACGGCGAUCACGAUUGUGACGUUCGUUUUAUCGGUGCUCAUUGCGGCGACACUAUCGUGA